This is a messenger RNA of Hibiscus syriacus, 1799 nucleotides long. Its product is annotated as leishmanolysin-like peptidase. The record is from RefSeq and is a predicted model, not a curated record. Gene Ontology annotation, molecular function: metalloendopeptidase activity. NCBI's taxonomy places the organism in Eukaryota, Viridiplantae, Streptophyta, Magnoliopsida, Malvales, Malvaceae. Gene Ontology annotation, biological process: cell adhesion; proteolysis. Gene Ontology annotation, cellular component: membrane; cytoplasm.
GAAGCUGCGUGAAAUUAGGAUUCUGGCGUUGAAAUGUGGGUCAAAAAAUUAGUUUUAUUGAUUGUUAAGUCUACUGAAGAAUCGAGACAAAUUGUAUGUAAUUAGAAGAGCUAGUAUUUAGUUUUUGGAUCUUAAUGGAGCUCAGAAUCCGUUUUGGAUCAAGAGCUAUAAACAUAUUUGGUUUCAAGCUUCGCUUUGCCGCCAUUAUAUUCAAGAUUUUAUUGAUACCCUUAUGGUUUGGAGCUUCUACCGCCAAAUUUAGGGAGCAACAUCCGCAAUGGGGAGUCCUAGAAAGAGGAAGUAGUGAAAAUAUUGUUUCGCACUCAUGUAUUCAUGACCAGAUAAUUGAGCAGAGGACGCGACCAGGUCGUAACAUUUAUUCGGUUACCCCUCAAGUUUAUGAUCAUUCCCAUAUCUCAAAUCAUCUUCAUCACAAAGGAAGGUCGCUGCUUGAGAUUCCUGAAUUGCUUGGGCAUACAAAUGAUGCUAAGAAACCUAUAAGAAUAUAUUUGAAUUAUGAUGCAGUUGGCCACUCCCAGGAUAGAGAUUGUCAAAAAGUUGGUGACAUUGUGAAGCUUGGGGAGCCUCAUGUGAGUUCUCCUCCUGGAUCACCCUCCUGCAAUCCUCAUGGUGUUCCUCCAAUUUAUGGUGACUGUUGGUAUAAUUGUACCUUUGAUGAUAUAUUUGGGGAGGACAAACGUCAUCGCCUUCGCAAGGCUCUAGGGCAGACAGCUGACUGGUUUGAGAGAGCCUUGGCCAUAGAGCCUGUGAAAGGGAAUUUGAGAUUGAGUGGAUAUUCUGCAUGCGGACAAGAUGGAGGUGUGCAACUUCCACGCAAAUAUAUUGAAGAGGGUGUAGUUGAUGCAGACUUGGUCCUGCUUGUGACUACAAGACCUACCACUGGCAACACUUUGGCAUGGGCAGUAGCAUGUGAACGUGACCAAUGGGGCCGUGCAAUUGCUGGACAUGUGAACAUUGCUCCUCGGCAUUUAACAGCUGAAGCAGAGACUUUACUUUCAGCUACUCUUAUCCACGAGGUUAAGCAUGUUCUUGGCUUUGACCCGCAUGCUUUUGCUCACUUUAGAGAUGAGAGAAAAAGGAGGCGUAGUAAGGUUACUGAACAAAUCAUGGAUGAAAAGCUUGGGAGGAUGGUAACUCGUGUUGUGCUUCCAGGUGUUGUCAUGCACUCACGACAUCAUUAUGGGGCAUUUUCAGAAAAGUUUACGGGCUUAGAGCUAGAAGAUGGGGGAGGACGUGGCACAUCAGGGUCUCAUUGGGAAAAGAGGCUUUUGACGACUGAGAUAAUGACGGGAUCUGUGGAUACAAGAUCAGUAGUUUCAAAAAUGACUUUGGCUUUGUUGGAAGAUAGUGGAUGGUAUCAAUCUAACUAUAGCAUGGCAGAUAGUCUUGAUUGGGGUCGCAAUUUGUUGGAAGAUAGUGGAUGGUAUCAAUCUAACUAUAGCAUGGCAGAUAGUCUUGAUUGGGGUCGCAACCAAGGAACCGAUUUUGUUACUUCUCCUUGCAAUCUCUGGAAGGGGGCUUAUCGUUGCAACACUACCAAUUUUUCGGGUUGUACAUAUAACAGGGAAGCAGAGGGUUACUGCCCUAUUGUAACUUAUAGUGGAGAACUACCUAAAUGGGCUCAGUAUUUUCCUCAGGCUAACAAGGGUGGUCAGUCUUCGCUGGCUGAUUAUUGCACAUACUUUGUGGCUUACUCUGAUGGAUCCUGUACAGAUACUAACAGUGCAAGAGCCCCAGACAGAAUGUUAGGUGAAGUGAGAGGGAGUAACUCCAGGUGA